AUAAGGAAGAUAUAUGAUAUGAUAGGGGAGAUUUAUAAAAUACCUGAAAGAGCUGCAUUUGCAUGGUAAAUCUGUGACUGAAAGUGACUGCAUUAUCGACAUAAACUGCUAAAUUAAAAGUCUAACAACAGGGUGUGGUAACAUGAAAAUCAGUAUUCUGCAAGGAAAUGCCGGAUUGACAUUUAAUUGUAGCAUCUACCUGUUAAUUGUGUCGAUUUACGAAAACGGAUGCAUAAAGGUAUGUUAACAGUUGUGAUGUAUGGUGAUCUUACACUUUGGCCCCCCUACGUAAUAGUCCCUUUCAGUUCGCGUCACUAGCGCGAGAAGCCACUGCCCCCCAAGGGACUUGAAGCACACAUUACAUAGUGUUGUUGCGAUCAGCAGUCCAGGGGAAUACUUCGUGUUUUCUUAACAUAACUCUGUUGUGGGCAGCUCAGCAUGCCUGUAAAGUCAUUAGUGACAGUGCGAUAUGGACCAUAUGACUCGUGUGGUAUUGUGGAUCACAGGACAUUCCGACUGGAGGGCCUCCAAGCUGCACUACAGGAAAACGGGCAUCGAUGUGUCCUUGAGAAAACGCUGGACUGGAACAAAGUGGAGCUUGUUGUCAAUGGAGAGUGCGUUUAUGUGUGCAACGUAAAAGACCUAGAAUUUGGUGGUGAUGGACAACUUGAUCACCUGUGCGAGGAGGCUGUAACAAACGUCAGGAACGCAAAUUAAACCCGUGACAGUGAAGGGAUGUUUGGAUCUCGUUGUACUGCAAUGAAAACAAGAAAUGCUGCACGUAUUCAGCUUGUACCUCUAAACAUGACUUUAUUUGCUACAAAUCUAACACAAUGUUCAUUUUGUCAUACACGAUGCUGCAAUAUAUUCUAAUGUCAGCAGACUGAAGAGUCAGACUCACUGUGCUUUUCCUUCAUCAUCAUUUAAAGAUCUACAAAUUAAGGUCCUACAAAAGACAGAAUUAAUUCUAAUAGAUAGGUGAAAUUCAACAGGACACUUUAUACAUUUAUAAAUCAUGCUACUCCAUGACAUUAAGCUAAACUAUAUUGCUUUAUGAUGACACUACAGUACAGUACAGUACAUACUCCAGACAUUUUAAAGCAUUGCUGGCUCAGUUGAAUCCCUUUUAGUCUUGGAGAGAUAGAUAGAUAGACCAUUGAGCAAACAUCAGAUACAGACUAAUCUUACCCAUUCAUUUAAGUAGAACAACAUGAUGCAUCUAGAAGAUGUGGCGUAUUUACCAAUACUGCAUGUGCAAAACAUUUUUCCAGCAAUUUCAUAUCAU
Molecule: messenger RNA, 1285 nt
Organism: Clupea harengus (Atlantic herring)
Lineage: Eukaryota; Metazoa; Chordata; Actinopteri; Clupeiformes; Clupeidae
Gene: c13h10orf53
Product: chromosome 13 C10orf53 homolog
Source: RefSeq, a predicted model, not a curated record